Messenger RNA from Cicer arietinum (chickpea), 735 nucleotides. Its product is annotated as NADH dehydrogenase [ubiquinone] 1 alpha subcomplex subunit 2-like. The record is from RefSeq and is a predicted model, not a curated record. Gene Ontology annotation, cellular component: respiratory chain complex I. NCBI's taxonomy places the organism in Eukaryota, Viridiplantae, Streptophyta, Magnoliopsida, Fabales, Fabaceae.
AAAAAACAUUACUGACGGAGAAAGCGUUUUCAUAUCUCAUUUGAACCUUCCGCAGCCAUCCGCGUGAAGAUCUUCCGAGUUCCGACCACCGUCUACGGUCGAUUGUCCAGCCUCAGCCCUCAUCGUCAAAGAUCUCAUCUCGCGGCUUCUUUCAAAUCGUAUCUCGCUGCAAUGGCAUGGAGAGGACAUCUUUCAAAGAACAUAAAAGAGCUUAGAAUUUUGAUGUGCCAGUCAUCACCUGCAAGCUCAUCUGCAAGGGCAUUUGUUGAAAAGAAUUAUAAGGAACUGAAGACAUUGAACCCAAAAUUACCCAUAUUGAUCCGGGAAUGCAGUGGAGUUGAACCCCAAUUAUGGGCAAGAUAUGAUUUGGGUGUUGAGAAAGGCAUUAAACUGGAAGGUAUGACAGAGCCACAGAUUUUGAAGGCACUUGAAGAUCUGGCAAAAGCAGGGCAAUCUUUGAAAGCUUGAUAUUACUGCUUAUUCACUUUCUGAAAUGGAAUAAAUCUUGUUAUUACAAUUUGUGUCUCUUGGUCAUUUCAAGAAUGAAUCUGUUGAGUCUAUGAUGAAAUACUGGAUUAUGCAUUUUGGGUACAUUUUUCGUGUGAUAUCCAUUAAUCACAGAUUAAUUCAUAUGAUUAUUCUUAGUGAAAGGUUGACUUGCUGAGAAUAUGAAUUAUGUAUUUUGACUCAGCAACUAGGGAUAUGCACUCAAUGCUAUUUCAAAUUACCCAUACA